Messenger RNA from Cryptococcus wingfieldii CBS 7118, 771 nucleotides. Its product is annotated as synaptobrevin. Lineage: Eukaryota; Fungi; Basidiomycota; Tremellomycetes; Tremellales; Cryptococcaceae. The record is from RefSeq and is a predicted model, not a curated record. Gene Ontology annotation, cellular component: late endosome membrane; ER to Golgi transport vesicle membrane; endoplasmic reticulum membrane. Gene Ontology annotation, biological process: endoplasmic reticulum to Golgi vesicle-mediated transport; vesicle fusion. The transcript is spliced from 4 exons. Gene Ontology annotation, molecular function: SNAP receptor activity; SNARE binding. The coding region runs from base 1 to 771 and encodes 256 amino acids.
AUGCAGUCCCUCAAUGCCUUGGGAAACAGACAAAUAGCGAGUCUGAAUAAGGAUCUGGUGAGGAUGGAGAGUGGCGAGAGCGGGGCAGCCGUACAAGGUCAGAUAACGACUACAUUAAGCGCGCUCUCUCGACUCAUUAACGACUAUGACUCUAUGGCUCAGAAGGAGAUGGUGACGGCUGCUAGAGAGAAAGCCAACACGCGAGUGGCGAAGCUGAAGAAUGAGCACAAGGAACUCAAGUCUCGUUUUGAACGGGCCAAGAACGAGAGCCACGCAAAGGUAUGGUUGUCUAUUCGCACCUUCUGCUCCUCUGUUAACACAUGUCUGCAGGCCCGCUCAGAUCUGCUGGGCACUGCUUCUGGCUCUGCUCCGCCGUUUUCUCCCAUGGGCGCCCAAAUGUCUCAAAGACGUGCUCAACCUCAAACAUUUGCCGAGUCCCCGUUCGCUUCUGAUCCCCUCUUCCGGCCGAACAAUCCUCCGACAGAUAGAGAGAACUUUGCCCUGCGAGAACACUCUUUCUUGCAGGAGAGCGAGAAUUCGAUAGAUCAGUACAUCUCACAGGGAAGAGCAGUGUUGGAGAACCUCGUAGAGCAGAGAGGGAUGCUAAAGGGUACGAGGACAAGACUGCUCAAUGCUGCCAACACUUUGGGUAUGAGCAGAGAAACGAUUGGCUGGGUAGAGAGAAGAACGAAGCAAGAUGCUUGGAUCUUUGGGAUAGGUGCCACAAUCACGCUGUUCAGCUUCUGGGUGAUAUGGCACUAUCUGGGCUGA